Echinops telfairi (small Madagascar hedgehog) is the source of this 2822-nucleotide messenger RNA. RefSeq names its product toll-like receptor 12. Bases 99 to 2822 code for a protein of 907 amino acids. The record is from RefSeq and is a predicted model, not a curated record. Gene Ontology annotation, molecular function: transmembrane signaling receptor activity; protein binding. Gene Ontology annotation, cellular component: membrane. Gene Ontology annotation, biological process: inflammatory response; immune response; toll-like receptor signaling pathway. Lineage: Eukaryota; Metazoa; Chordata; Mammalia; Afrosoricida; Tenrecidae. The transcript has 2 exons.
UUUCAAAGCUUUCGGGGGCAGUGCUGUCGCCUGACUCUGCUGCCCAGACGUCCUCGGCCUAGUUGGAGUUGUCCUUGUCACUACUGCUUGGCACAGAGAUGGGCAAACACUUGCUCUUGCUACCUGGCCUGCUCCUGUCCCUUCCUCUGACCGCAGCCUGGACGACAGCUCUCCACUGCCAGGUGGUCGAAGGCGCCCGGCUGCCUCUGGUGUCCCGGUUCUUCUUGCCCUGCGUGCUGGACUCCAGCCUGUCUUUUCUUGCCUCAUGCGUUUCGGUGACCAACCUCACCCGGACCCUGGAGGCUGUGCCACGGAACGUGGGGGGGCUCUGUCUUGCUGGUCCCCUCUCAGUCCUGCCCCAAGAUGCUUUCUCCGACUUUCCCGGGCUCAAGGUCCUGUGCCUGACACUGCGGAUCACCCAGCUCCUGCCAGGAGCCCUCCGGGGCUUGGAGCAGCUGCAGAGGCUCUCUUUCCUUGGCCACCCCAGGGAUGCUCUUUCCCUAGCCCCGGAAGCCUUUAGCAACUUGAGCUCCCUCCAGCACCUUGCCUUCUGGGGCCUCUGCCUGGACCGGAACUUGGGUGUCCGGCUACCUCCCAGUCUACAGCGACUGGCCGUGAGGUACAGCUGCCUGCAGAAUGUGGGCAUGCUGACUGACAUCUUCCCAGACCUGGUGCUGAACUCCUCCUCUGGAGAGGGCUGGGCCUUGGACACCCUGGACCUGUCAUUCAACCUCAAGCUGAACACGUCCGGCCCUGGGGCCCUCCGGGGUCUCCAGCUGAGAGCCCUGCGACUGGAUAACACAGAGAUGAAGGCAGCUGCUGUGACGGGCCUGGGGCUCCAACGGCUGGACGUCCUAUCUGCAGCGAAAACGGGCAUGGCCGAGCUGCCUGGUGACGUCAUUGCCCACUUCGGGCUGAAAGCGCUGCAUUUUCAGGGCAACACGAUAGGGCGCAUAGCUCCCAAGACUCUGGCUUCUUGUCACACCCUGGAGAGCUUGGAUCUUAAGAGCAGUGGUCUGACUGACCUGCCGCUAGCCUUUCUGGACGCCAUGCCCAGGCUUCAGACGCUGAACCUGGCAGCCAACCACCUGCAGAUUGGCAUGUUGUGCAGCAACGGGACAGGGGUCGAGUCAGGACUGCGGGUCCUGGACCUGUCUGACAAUGGACUGUGGACUGUGCCCCCAGACGCCUUCUCCUGCGUGCCCCACUUGAGGACGUUGCUGCUUAAGAAAAACAGGCUGGCUCACCUGGAUGGCCACGUGUUCCAGGGCCUGAGCAGACUGGAGACUUUGGACCUGACAGAGAACCUACAGGCAGCCCCAGGCCAGGGCGCGCAGGCUUCUCUGUCUGAACUAACCACCCCACGCCCGCUCGACACCGCGAUGGUGCCGAGUUCGAUCUGGGACUUCCGGAGCACAGCAAGUCUGUCCAACUUGAUACUGAUGCUCCCCUCUGGACGCCCCAGGAUUUUGUCUCUGCCGAUAGGGCUGGUGAGUUUGGAGCUUCACGCAGUCUCAGGCACGAAGCCCUGGAAGCUGGUCCCCCCCAUCUUUCCAGCUUUACAAAAGCUGACCCUGAAACACUGGGGGCUGCAACUGGCCGUCCAAAAUGUCUCCAAGAUCUUCCCUGCCCUCCUCCAACUCUCGCUGCUCGGUGAUAGCCUGGAGGCCCUCUGUCCGCAGGACGCCUCCCGCUUCUUCCUCUGGCAGCACCCUGGGCUCCAGCAGCUGACGGUGACGGGGAUCAGGCGCAGCCCCAGACCCUGCUGCAUCACAGGGCUGCCAAGCCUGCAGGAACUGAUCCUGCAGAAUCUGCAGGCCUGGGCCCCGCCACGCCCUGUGCGCCUCGAGGAGCUGGUGGGGGAGCUGCCCAGGCUCGAGGUGCUGCAGUUGAGCCACACAGGGCUGGAGACGCUGUCGGCGGCCGGCUUCCAGGGCCUGCGCCGUCUCCAGGUCUUAGUGCUAGACUGGGAAGAUGGCCUGGUGCUGGACAGCAGCCUCCAGGAGCACAGUCCCCAGAUGCCCCAGUACAUGUAUUUCUUGAGUGUGACCUUGGCCUGCGAAUGUGCCAAUGGCUGGGUGGAACCCUGGCUCCAGCACUCCUCCAGAACAUACGUGUACAUAAACGAGGAGUGGUGCUCACCGAAAGGUGGAGGCCGCUCCAAGAGUCGCCUCUUCCCCUUUCUCCAGAGCCACUGCCCUGAGAGCUUGGGGCGAGAGCUCUUUUUGGGGACCUCGGCCCUGCUGCUUCUCCUGAUGUUCCUGCCUUUCCUCCAAGAGGCCAGGAACUGGGCCCUCUAUCUCCGGGCCUUGUGCAGGGCUUGGCUGAGGGGCCAGAGGACCGAGGGCCAGGGGUUCUUCUAUGAUGUGUUUGUGUCCCACUGCAGGCAAGAUCAGGGCUGGGUGGUGGGGGAGCUGGUGCCCCUGCUGGAGGGCUUCUCUCCGGGUGGCUGGGGCCUGCGAGCCUGCCUCCCCGAACGGGAUUUUGAGGCAGGCAAGGAUGUGGCAGACAACGUGGCAGACAGCAUGAUGGGCAGCCGGGCCACCCUGUGUGUGCUGAGUCGAGAGGCCCUGUGCACACCCCGCUGCUGCACGGAGCUCCGCCUGGCCACCUCCCGGCUGCUGGCUGCGUCCGCUCCGCCAGCGCUGCUGCUGGUCUUCUUGGAGCCCGUCUCCCGCCACCAGCUCCCCGGCUACCACCGACUGGCUUGGCUGCUCCGCCCAGAAGACUAUCGCCUGUGGCGCCCGGACAAAGAAGGGAAGGAUGACUUCCGGGCUUGGCUGGGGAUCAGGCUGGGGCAAGGGACUGGAGGGAGGAGGUAG